This is a messenger RNA of Sabethes cyaneus, 6200 nucleotides long. RefSeq names its product DNA-directed RNA polymerase II subunit RPB1 (gene RpII215). The transcript is spliced from 4 exons. NCBI's taxonomy places the organism in Eukaryota, Metazoa, Arthropoda, Insecta, Diptera, Culicidae. Gene Ontology annotation, molecular function: DNA binding. The coding region runs from base 195 to 5864 and encodes 1889 amino acids. The record is from RefSeq and is a predicted model, not a curated record. Gene Ontology annotation, cellular component: RNA polymerase II, core complex. Gene Ontology annotation, biological process: transcription by RNA polymerase II.
CUGCUUUGUCAUCGCGUUUUUUCGUUCUUGGCUUGAACACUUUUUAAUAGUUUCAAAUUAGGUAGUGAAAAUCGAUCAAAAAUUUAUUUAAAUUCUACCCUAGUUGGCGGUAAAUCGAUUGCAGUUAAUCGAGCAAUCGCUAAGGGGAAGAAUUUGUUCGCACUAGAAGAGAAGGUAAAUCUAUCGCUAUCGACAUGAAUGGAGACUCGAAAGCACCGCUUCGGACGGUGAAAAAGGUUCAAUUUGGCAUCCUUUCCCCGGAUGAAAUACGACGGAUGUCUGUCACCGAAGGUGGCAUCCAGUACGCGGAGACCAUGGAGGGCGGACGGCCGAAAUUGUGCGGACUUAUGGAUCCACGUCAAGGUGUCAUCGAGCGUACAUCACGGUGUCAAACUUGUGCUGGCAACAUGACUGAGUGCCCGGGACAUUUCGGUCACAUCGAUUUAGCUAAACCGGUGUUCCACAUCGGCUUUAUUACGAAAACUAUUAAAAUUCUGCGAUGUGUGUGCUUUUACUGCUCUAAAAUGCUGGUUGCUCCCAGCAAUCCAAAAAUUAAGGAAAUCGUCAUGAAAUCAAAGGGACAACCCCGCAAACGCUUAGCGUACGUGUAUGACUUGUGCAAGGGCAAAAAAAUUUGCGAAGGUGGAGAGGAUAUGGACAUAACGAAAGACGGAGCACCGCCAGAUCCGAACAAAAAACAAGGUCACGGCGGAUGCGGUCACUAUCAGCCGUCGCUACGCCGAACAGGACUGGAUGUAAUUGCCGAGUGGAAGCACGUUAAUGAAGAUUCCCAGGAGAAGAAAAUUGCUGUUACCGCAGAAAGGGUAUGGGAAAUUUUGAAGCACAUUACCGACGAGGAAUGCUAUGUACUGGGAAUGGAUCCGAAAUUUGCUCGUCCUGAUUGGAUGAUUAUAACUGUGCUUCCAGUUCCACCGCUGGCGGUUAGACCAGCAGUAGUUAUGUUUGGUGCGACUAAGAAUCAGGAUGAUUUAACACACAAGCUUUCAGAUAUCAUUAAAGCCAAUAAUGAAUUAAAGAAGAACGAAUCUACCGGAGCAGCAGCUCACGUAAUUGCUGAAAAUAUAAAAAUGUUGCAGUUCCACGUAGCAACACUGGUCGACAAUGAUAUGCCGGGAAUGCCGAAGGCUAUGCAAAAGAGUGGAAAACCUCUAAAGGCCGUUAAGUCUCGCUUGAAGGGAAAAGAAGGUCGCAUUCGCGGUAAUUUAAUGGGAAAACGUGUCGACUUUUCGGCUCGUACUGUCAUUACUCCAGAUCCGAAUUUACGUAUUGAUCAAGUCGGCGUGCCUCGUUCAGUUGCGCAGAACAUGACGUUCCCGGAAUUGGUCACUCCAUUUAAUAUUGAUCGCAUGCAGGAACUGGUUCGGCGAGGAAAUUCACAAUAUCCCGGUGCAAAGUACAUUGUGCGCGACAACGGAGAGCGCAUUGAUCUUCGAUUUCAUCCGAAAUCCAGUGACCUGCAUUUGCAAUGUGGUUACAAAGUAGAACGACAUUUACGCGAUGAUGAUUUGGUAAUCUUCAACCGUCAACCUACGCUACAUAAAAUGAGUAUGAUGGGUCAUCGUGUUAAAGUAUUGCCUUGGUCAACUUUCCGCAUGAACCUCAGUUGUACCUCACCUUACAACGCUGAUUUUGACGGAGACGAAAUGAAUCUGCACGUUCCACAAUCGAUGGAAACUCGAGCAGAAAUCGAAAACAUUCACAUCACGCCUCGGCAGAUUAUUACUCCACAGGCCAAUAAACCCGUCAUGGGUAUUGUGCAGGACACGUUAACAGCCGUGCGUAAAAUGACUAAACGUGAUGUUUUCCUAGAAAAAGAACAGAUGAUGAAUCUGCUUAUGUUCUUGCCCACUUGGGACGGCAAAAUGCCACAACCGUGCAUUCUCAAACCGAAGCCUCUUUGGACUGGGAAACAAAUUUUCACUCUUAUCAUCCCCGGCAACGUGAACAUGAUCCGCACGCAUUCGACCCAUCCAGACGAAGAGGAUGACGGUCCGUACAAGUGGAUUUCCCCCGGAGACACCAAGGUCAUGGUCGAACAUGGCGAAUUGAUUAUGGGUAUUCUGUGUAAGAAAACUCUUGGAACAUCUGCUGGUUCUCUGUUGCAUAUUGUCUUUCUCGAGCUGGGACAUGAAAUUGCCGGUCGCUUCUACGGUAACAUUCAAACUGUAGUCAACAACUGGCUGUUACUGGAGGGUCACAGCAUCGGUAUUGGAGACACCAUUGCUGAUCCUCAGACCUAUGCUGAAAUUCAGCGCGCAAUCCGAAAGGCCAAAGAGGAUGUCAUAGGAGUUAUCCAGAAGGCGCACAACAUGGAAUUAGAACCGACACCUGGUAACACUUUGAGGCAGACUUUCGAAAAUCAAGUAAACCGCAUUCUAAACGAUGCUCGUGAUAAAACUGGUGGCUCUGCUAAGAAAUCGCUCACUGAAUACAACAAUCUCAAGGCUAUGGUGGUGUCCGGUUCAAAGGGAUCAAACAUUAACAUUUCUCAGGUUAUCGCCUGUGUGGGUCAGCAAAACGUUGAAGGUAAGCGCAUUCCAUUCGGAUUCCGUAAGCGCACUCUACCGCACUUCAUCAAGGACGAUUAUGGUCCCGAAUCGAGAGGUUUCGUCGAAAAUUCAUAUCUUGCCGGUCUGACGCCAACUGAGUUUUACUUUCACGCCAUGGGAGGUCGUGAGGGUCUCAUCGAUACUGCUGUAAAGACUGCCGAAACCGGUUAUAUCCAGCGUCGUCUGAUCAAAGCUAUGGAGUCGGUAAUGGUGAAUUAUGAUGGAACAGUGCGAAAUUCGGUUGGACAAUUGAUCCAGCUGCGUUACGGCGAAGACGGAUUAUGCGGGGAAACGGUCGAGUUUCAGAAUUUGCCAACAAUCAAGCUCUCGAACAAGGUUUUCGAGAAACGAUACAGAUUUGACCCAUCGAACGAGCGAAAUCUUAGGAGAAUUUUCAACGAGGAUGUGAUCAAAGAACUGACUGAGUCAGCCGAUGUUAUUCAGGAAAUUGAGGCCGAGUACGAACAGUUGAUGAGAGAUCGAGAAGCAUUGCGACAAAUCUUUCCCAACGGUGACUCGAAAGUAGUAUUGCCCUGCAAUUUACAACGUAUGAUCUGGAAUGUGCAAAAAAUUUUCCACAUCAACAAGCGGGCACCAACCGAUUUAUCACCGCUGAAAGUAAUCCAAGGCGUGCGCGAGUUGUUGCAGAAGUGUGUAAUCGUGGCUGGAACGGAUCGGCUGUCCAAGCAAGCGAACGAAAACGCCACACUCUUGUUCCAGUGCUUGGUUCGCUCGACUCUCUGUACUAAAUAUGUGGCCGAAGAAUUCCGUUUGAAUAAUGAAGCGUUUGAAUGGUUGAUUGGAGAAAUAGAAACUCGAUUCCAGCAGGCUCAGUGUAAUCCAGGUGAAAUGGUAGGAGCUUUAGCUGCGCAGUCGCUUGGUGAACCGGCUACUCAAAUGACACUGAACACUUUCCAUUUCGCCGGUGUGUCGUCAAAGAACGUAACACUUGGUGUGCCAAGAUUAAAGGAAAUCAUCAAUAUUUCCAAGAGACCAAAAGCACCCUCACUAACAGUUUUUCUAACUGGAGGAGCCGCCCGCGAUGCAGAGAAGGCCAAGAACGUGCUCUGUCGGUUGGAACAUACAACGUUAAGAAAGGUGACGGCCAACACAGCCAUUUACUACGAUCCGGAUCCACAAAGAACAGUGAUUGCUGAAGAUCAGGAGUUUGUAAAUGUGUACUAUGAGAUGCCGGAUUUUGAUCCCACUAGAAUUUCGCCGUGGUUGCUGCGUAUCGAAUUGGAUCGUAAAAGGAUGACCGAUAAGAAGUUGACUAUGGAACAAAUUGCGGAAAAAAUUAAUGCUGGUUUUGGAGAUGAUUUGAACUGCAUUUUCAAUGACGACAAUGCCGAUAAGUUGGUGCUUCGAAUUCGAAUCAUGAAUAAUGAAGAUAACAAAUUCCAAGAAAACGAGGAAGAAAACAUGGACAAAAUGGAAGAUGAUAUGUUUUUGCGAUGUAUCGAAGCCAACAUGCUUUCGGAUAUGACUCUGCAGGGUAUUGAAGCUAUUGGAAAAGUGUACAUGCAUUUGCCCCAAACGGACGCCAAGAGAAGAAUCGUCAUAACACCCGAAGGAGAAUUCAAAGCUAUUGGAGAGUGGCUUUUGGAAACUGACGGUACCUCGAUGAUGAAAGUCCUGAGCGAGCGAGAUGUCGAUCCAGUACGCACAGCUAGUAACGACAUUUGCGAAAUUUUCCAAGUACUCGGUAUUGAAGCUGUGCGAAAGUCUGUAGAGAAAGAAAUGAACAACGUGCUGCAGUUUUACGGUCUUUAUGUAAACUAUCGUCAUUUGGCGUUGUUGUGUGAUGUUAUGACAGCAAAGGGUCACUUGAUGGCCAUUACACGUCACGGUAUUAACAGACAAGAUACUGGCGCUCUUAUGAGGUGUUCUUUCGAAGAAACUGUUGAUGUUUUAAACGAUGCCGCCGCGCAUGCUGAAGUAGAUCCAAUGAGAGGAGUCUCGGAAAAUAUCAUCAUGGGCCAGCUACCCCGAAUGGGUACAGGAUGCUUUGAUCUAUUACUAGAUGCUGAAAAAUGUAAACUGGGUAUGGAGAUUCCUCAUACCUCAAUAAUGGGUGCAACUGGAAUGUUCUUUGGACCUGGAGCUACUCCUAGCAUGAGUCCUGUAAUGACACCUUGGCAGCAAUCACAAACUCCCGGGUAUGGCGGAUGGUCUCCGUCAGGCCCACCUAGUGGCAUGACUCCAGGUGGUCCAAGUUUCUCACCAUCAGCGCAGAGCGACGCUUCAGGAAUGUCUCCAUCUUGGUCACCAAUGCCUGGAUCCCCAAGUUCACCAGGACCAUCAAUGUCUCCAUACUUUCCAUCAUCACCAAGUGCGUCUCCGUCGUACUCUCCGAGCAGUCCAAACUACGCAGCUGCUUCGCCAGGAGGUGCUUCCCCUUGUUAUUCACCGACUAGCCCAAGCUAUUCUCCGACCAGUCCGAAUUAUUCUCCAACCAGUCCCCGAUAUUCGCCAACCAGCCCAAACUACAGUCCAACGUCAACACACUAUUCCCCUACGUCUCCAAGCUAUUCUCCCACAUCUCCGCUGUAUUCUCCGACAGCAACCUACGCUCCGUCCAGCCCGGCCUAUUCUCCCACUUCUCCAUCAUACUCGCCUACAAGUCCGUACUCACCAACAUCUCCCAGCUAUUCGCCAACUUCUCCAGCGUAUUCACCAACAAGUCCUUCGUAUUCACCUUCCAGUCCUUCAUAUUCCCCUACGUCACCCUCUUAUUCACCUACUUCACCCAGCUAUUCUCCUACAUCGCCAAAUUACACGCCAGCAACGCCAUCCUAUUCUCCAACCAGUCCCAAUUACUCACCCAGUUCUCCUCACUAUUCACCCACAUCUCCAAGCUACUCUCCUUCUUCCCCGAAAUAUUCCCCGACGUCCCCCAGUUACUCACCAACCUCGCCAUCUUACGGUGGCAGUCCGCAGUACACUCCUACUAGCCCACAAUAUUCCCCGACAAGUCCGAAAUACUCCCCAACAUCGCCCAGCUAUUCACCAAGCUCUCCGCAGCAUUCUCCCGGCAGUAGCAGCAGCAAUUAUAUGGUUAGCUCGCCAACAUACUCUCCUACGACCGCUCGAUACUCCCCGAACAUGUCUUCUUAUUCCCCUGGCAGUCAGAAGUACUCACCUACUAGUCCGGUGUAUACGCCAACUUCACCCCACUAUUCUCCCUCCAGUCCAGCCUACUCUCCUACAGCUCAAGGGUACAGUCCCUCCAGCCCGGCUAGUCCAACCUACUCGCCGACUAGUCCUUCAUAUGAGGAUAGCCCUGAAGAUUAAAGGUUAGUACACUGCUUAAGAUAACCCGGAAACAAUUGCUUAACAAUUGGUCUUCUACAGUUGAUGUUGCUGUACCGCAAAUAGUGGUGACCGUGUUGAUGAAAAUAAUUGAUAUAUCUCAAUUGAUAAAACACAUUUUGUGAAUCCUUCGACUAUAUAUUAAAGCAGACUAAUUAAUUAAUCGAAUGAACGAUUGUAACGUUAAAAAUAUUAGAGGAUAAAAUAUUUAUAUUAAGCGAUAAUUAAAAUACGAACCUGCAAAACAUUUUUAAAAUAAUGCAAAUCUGGCAAUUGGGCAUUUAUUUGUUGCAAUCAAGAACAAGAUAAUAAACCUGU